CCCACCCUGUUGGCCCCACCCUGCCCGGAAUGGGGCCCCAGCAAAGGGCUGGGGACUGUUCUCCAUGAUCACUGCUGGGCAGGUUCUCUCCAAGGAUCCUUCAUCUUCGGGGACUGCUGACACGUCACCCCUGAGCCAGGCAACACCUGUCUGUGGCUGAACCCGGCUGGUAGAAGGGGAGCUGGCUGGCACGGGGCACCGAGAUGAGCGAGACGCUGGACCUGGACAAGGGCUGUACGGUUGAGGAGCUGCUGCAGGGCUGCAUCGAGGCCUUUGAUGAUGAGGGGAAGGUGCGGGACCCCCAGCUGGUGCGAAUGUUCCUGAUGAUGCAUCCCUGGUACAUCCCCUCCUCCCAGCUGGCUGCCAAACUGCUGCAGAUCUACCAAGAGUCUCGUAGCUCAGAAAGCAGCUCCCUGCAGGUGAAAACCUGCCACCUGGUGAGGUACUGGAUCUCAGCAUUCCCGGCAGAGUUCGAUUUGAAUCCGGAGCUUGCAGAGCAGAUCAAGGAGCUAAAGGAGGUUCUGGGACGUGAGGGAAACCGGCGCCAUAGCAGCCUCAUCGACAUUGAGAAUGUCCCCACCUACAAGUGGAAGCGCCAAGUGACCCAGCGCAACCCAGUGGCCCAGAAGAAACGCAAGGAGUUCUCUGAGCUGGCGGAGCAUCUCACCUACCUGGAGUACCGCUCCUUCUGCAAGAUCCUGUUCCAGGACUAUCACAGCUUCGUCAUGCAUGGCUGCACUGUGAACAACCCCAUCCUGGAGAGGUUCAUCACCCUGUUCAACAGCGUCUCGCAGUGGGUGCAGCUCAUGGUGCUGAGCAAGCCGACUGCCCAGCAGCGGGCACAGGUCAUCACCCGCUUCAUCCUAGUGGCGCAGAGACUCCUGCAGCUGCAGAAUUUCAACACGCUGAUGGCCGUGGUGGGGGGGCUGAGUCACAGCUCCAUCUCCCGCCUCAAGGAGACCCACAGCCAUGUCAGCUCAGAGACCACCAAGCUGUGGGAGUCCAUGACGGAGCUGGUGACCUCACUGGGAAACUACAGCCGGUACCGGCGCCGCCUGGCCGAGUGCGUCGGCUUCCGCUUCCCCAUCCUGGGAGUGCACCUCAAGGACCUGGUGGCUGUGCACGUGGCACUGCCUGAUUGGCUGGACCGGGCCAAUGGCACCAAGAUGCAGCAGCUCUUUGGGAUCCUCAACGAGCUGGUGCUGGUGCAGAGCAUCAAACCACCCUUCGAGGCCAAUCCGGACCUCAUCAACCUGCUCACGGUGUCACUGGAUCAGUACCAGACGGAGGAGGAAAUCUACCAGCUGUCGCUGCAGAGAGAGCCCCGUGGCAAGUCGUCCCCAUCCAGCCCCACCUCCUGUUCCCCGCCAAGCCGACCGGCCGACAUAGAUGAGUGGGCCUUGGCUGUGAAGCCCAAACCGGACCAGGCGCUGGUGCAGAAACACAUUGAGAAGAUGGUAGAGUCCGUGUUCCGGAAUUUCGACGUGGACGGAGAUGGCCACAUCUCCCAGGAGGAGUUCAAAAUCAUCCGCAACAACUUCCCCUAUCUGUGCAAAUUUGGGGACCUGGAUGAGAACCAGGAUGGCUGUAUCAGCCGGGAGGAGAUGAUUUCAUACUUCAUGAAGUCCAGUGCGGAGCUGGAUGGGAAGAUGGGCUUCAUCCACAGCUUCCAGGAGACCACCUUCCUGCGCCCCGUGACCUGCCGCCACUGCAAGAGCCUGAUUCUGGGAAUCUACAAACAGGGGUUCAAGUGUCGCUGCUGUGGCGUGAGCUGCCAUAGGCAGUGCCGGGAGCAGCUCUCCAUGGAGUGCCGCAAGCGGGCCAAGAGUUUCAGUCUGGACAGCCCUGCCCACAUCCCUGCUCGCUCCUUCAGCUUCUCGCUGCCCCGCCCAUCCCGUGGCUCCCUGCGCCAUACAGAGAUCCGCGAGGAGGAGGUCCAGGACGUGGAGGAUGGGGUUUUCGAUGUCCAUUUAUAAAGGCAAACACGGCCUGCUCUUCUUCACCAGCUGUGGUUCUUCCUCCACCACUCCUCACAAGCUGGGGUCUCUGCCCCUCCAGAUCUGCCUGCUCCCCACUGCAGGAUGACAGAGACAGAGCAAGAAACCGUAGGACAAGGGGGAGAGACUGUCUUUCCAGGGGGGAUGCAGAAGCUGCUGUGGGGCCAACUGGAUGGAUCCUUUACUGGUUGAGGAGUUGGCUGUAUGUCAGGACUCCUGGGUUCUCUCUCUGGCUCUGGCAGGGGAGUUGGGCCUAAUGGUUAGGGCAGGGGGGGACUAGAAGCCAGGAUUCCCAGGUUCUAGCCACAGCUGUGGGAGUGGAGGAGAGGGAGCAAGGACUCCUGUGUUCUAUGAAUGGAGGAUUGAGACAUGAGUUAACUGGGAGGGGGUCUGGGGAGCAUCUUAUGGAAUUAAUAAGACCUUUCCUGAUGUUCCCCCAAACACAUCCUCGUGUGCUCCAGCAUCAGGGGGUAGCAGGAUGGUGGGGCGAGGGGACUUCCCUCUCUCUGGUAAGACCUGCUUGCCCUGCAGGGAUGAGGAGCUGGUGGCCAAUGACAGAGGGGAAGUGCAGAGGCUUGGGGUGGGGGUGGGGGGGGGGUGUGAUUACAGGAUACCCCCUGCCUGUAAGCCCGGCUGUACAGAUUUCCUUGCUGUGUAUAUUUGUACCCAACAACCAGAUUCAGAGAUGUAAUAAAUAUAAUAAAACCAACAGUCCCAGUUCCCAUCUGUCCCCUAAUUGGGUCCAUUUGUCUAUCUGGGAGCCCCUUCUCCUCACUCCUAUUGGCCUUCCCCACCUCCUGCAUAUCCUGGUGUUCUGGAGCUGAGAGGUGGCUGGGAGGAGUGUGGGGGGCUGGAGGUCAGGACUAGUGUUCCCUGUAAGCUGUGUUCUUGGGAAGCCACUCAUGAGAGAUUCAAAUGCUGCCCGGUUGAUUAGCAAAGUGCCAUAGAUAGUAGCAUGUGUUUCUAGUGGUGGUGCACAUCCACACAUGCCUUGGUACACAUAACAAAAAAAAUUAUUCCAUACAUUUGUGGAAAAAAUUAGUGGCAACAUUGGUCAGGACUCCUGGGUUCUAUUCCCAGAUGCGGGAAGGAGCCUUGCUGUCUAUCUCUGGAAGAUCCCAGGGAGGGAGCUGGAGGCUUUGUGUUACUGGCCCAGGGAGGGGCCUGGGAUUGUGUCCUCAUCACUCUCUGCUGAAGCCUGGGUCUGGGUAUCUGCUACCCCUGCUGGAUGAAGUGAGAUUUAUGUGUCGUGUGUUCUUGAUGUGCCCAGUCCCCACUGCCUCCUGCUGGUGGGGUGAGCCCUGCUGUGUGUAUGUGCCCCCUCCCCCAGUGCCUGUUCUCAGACGCCUGCCCCUCUGCCAUACCUGGUUAUUGGAGUCACCAUAUUGCAGUGACAUGGGAAGAGGAAAGCGCUCCGAUAAAUACAUCAAUACCAACCAUAUUGUCCUGGCCGAAUCCGCCCCGGAGUCAGCACAUUCUGCACCAGCCAGCUAGUGCUUCAUGCAGGAGACGGACAUUUCUGUAAUGCCCCAGCCCAGCCUCAGAGAAAUGGCUAGCAGGGUCCUGAACAAAGGAAAGGUGGCCACAUCUGGGGGGGAGGGGAGGCAUUUAUAUAAGGAUCCCUCUUCUCAUGCUGAGUGCAGCUGCCUCUAGGGUGGGGCAUCUCUUUAUACAGAGUCCAGACACCAGAAGAGAGGUGGGGGGAAGCAAAUCUGUUGCAUGUUUCUAUAUUUUUUCCUAAAUGUUGCUUGUCAAAUCACAUGUGAGACAGAAAAAUAAAUAAAUAAACAACUAUUGAUUUUG
Messenger RNA from Pelodiscus sinensis (Chinese soft-shelled turtle), 3800 nucleotides. The record is from RefSeq and is a predicted model, not a curated record. Lineage: Eukaryota; Metazoa; Chordata; Testudines; Trionychidae.